Erythranthe guttata (spotted monkey flower) is the source of this 2678-nucleotide messenger RNA. Its product is annotated as DEA(D/H)-box RNA helicase family protein. Gene Ontology annotation, cellular component: cytosol. NCBI's taxonomy places the organism in Eukaryota, Viridiplantae, Streptophyta, Magnoliopsida, Lamiales, Phrymaceae. The record is from RefSeq and is a predicted model, not a curated record. Gene Ontology annotation, molecular function: ATP binding; nucleic acid binding; RNA helicase activity.
AACAACUCAAGAAGCCGUUCAAAUUGGUGUUCAGCGGAGGCGGAAUAAGAAAUUGGCGGCUGAUAGGCAAAACCCUUUUUCAAUUUGGCCGUUUCCACUCUUAAACCCUCCUCCCAUAUUCUCACCUGCAGCUCCGCUCCGCCGUACAAUGGCGUUAAAAACCAAAUUCGUCUUCGAGCCGCCGAGCGACGAGGAAAUCGAAUACGAAUCCGCAAGUGAAUCCGAAGAAGAGCGAGAUGAAGAGGCGGAGGACUCCGAAAUCAAAGAAGUGAAAGUGCCGAAAAAGAAGAAAACACAGUCGCCGUGGGACUUCUCUGCCUACUCGGAAUCGGUCGCCGACGAACACUCGCGGCGGAGCACCACUUCGAUUGACCAAAAAAUAACCAACGCUCUCGAGCGUCGCCCUAUUCCCGCCGCCGCCGCCGAAGAUGACGACUCUGAGGAAAACUCCGAUGUCGAGCCCCACCACCAAGAGGAUUUUAGGCCGGAAGAAGAGGAGGAGGAGGAUGAUGACGUGGCAACUACGAGUGGGAAUGAUGCGGACUCAUUUUUUGCACCGGCUGAAGGUGUAUCGUUCCACGCAAACUCGUUUCUAGAACUGCAUCUUUCUAGGCCAUUGGUUCGGGCAUGUGAAGCUUUGGGCUAUAGUAAACCCACACCCAUUCAGGCUUCUUGUAUACCAUUGGCGUUAGCUGGACGUGAUAUAUGUGGGAGUGCUAUAACUGGUUCUGGAAAGACAGCUGCCUUUGCUCUACCAACAUUGGAGAGGCUAUUGUACCGGCCGAAGAAUAGGCCAGCUAUUAGGGUUCUUAUCCUGACCCCAACAAGGGAGUUGGCAGUUCAGAUUCAUAGUAUGAUUGGAAAACUGUCUCAGUUUAUGUCUGAUAUCAGAUGUUGUCUGGUGGUUGGUGGUCUUUCAACAAAGGUGCAAGAAGCAGCCCUGAGAACACUGCCGGAUAUAGUUGUUGCAACUCCAGGACGUAUGAUUGAUCACUUAAGAAACUCUAUGUCUGUGCAUCUAGAUGAGCUCGCAGUUCUGAUACUUGAUGAAGCCGAUCGGCUUCUUGAGCUUGGGUUUAGCGCUGAAAUUCAUGAAUUGGUUAAGAUGUGUCCUAAAAGGAGGCAGACCAUGCUAUUUUCAGCAACCAUGACUGAAAAAAUUCAAGAGCUUAUCAAGUUCUCUAUGAACAAACCAUCAAGUAUAGAAGCUGACCCAUUUACAAAACGGCCAGCAGCACUAACUGAAGAGGUGGUUCGUAUACGUCGAACUCGUGAAGGAAAUCAUGAAGCAGUUCUUUUUGCUUUGUGCUCCAAGACCUUUACAUCGAAAGUGAUUAUUUUCAGUGGAACCAAGAAGGCAGCCCAUAGAUUGAAAAUUUUAUUUGGGUUAGCUGGCUUUAAAGCAGCUGAGCUUCACGGAGACCUCACCCAGGCCCAGCGUCUAGAUGCCCUGGAAAUUUUCAGGAGGCAGGAAGUGGAUUUUCUGAUUGCAACUGAUGUUGCUGCUCGUGGUCUUGAUAUUAUCGGUGUUCAGACAGUUAUUAAUUUUGAAUGUCCACGAGACCUUACAAGCUAUGUUCAUCGAGUGGGUCGCACUGCAAGAGCUGGCAGAGAAGGAUAUGCUGUUACCUUUGUUACGGACGAGGAUCGAUCUCUCCUAAAAGCUAUUAUUAAAAGAGCUGGUUCGAGACUGAAGAGCCGAAUUGUAUCUGAGACAUCAAUAAAGAAAUGGUCUCAAAUGAUUGAGCAAAUGGAAGAUCGAGUGUCCUCGAUUUUUCAAGAAGAAAGAGAAGAAAUGGCACUAAGAAAAGCUGAAAUGGAGGCAACAAAGGCGGAAAACAUGAUUGCAUACAAGGACAGAAUUUAUUCACGUCCUAAAAGAACUUGGUUUGUUACAGAGAAAGAAAAAAAUCUUGUAGCUAAGGCAGCAAAGGAUGCAAUGGGGAUAAAUAAAGGUUCUGGCCAUGAGGCAAUCAGUGCUGAACAAGCAGAAACUUUGAAGAUGAAAGAAAAGAGAAAGCGAGAGCGCGAGAAAAAUUUGCCUAGGAAAAAACGAAGGAAAUUGGAGGCGGCUAGAGAGAUGUUGGAGGAUCAAGAGGAAGCCAAGGGACAAGAGAAAAAUAAGAAAGAUAAGAAAGAGAAAACGGGAAUUUCUCUUGUUGAUGUGGCAUAUCGUAGAGCAAAAGCAGUGAAGGCUGCAAACAAGGCCGUUGAUGCUGGCAGAAUUGUGAAGAAGGCGGUUAAGAAACCGAAGCAUCCUAGCCAAGCAACUAAAUCAAGAACAGAAGAGAUGCAAGAACUUUUCCAGGGUGACAUGAGCGAGAAAAAGCAGAAAAGAACUCUUGCAGGUGGUGUAAAGAAGAAGUCCUCUUUCAAGAGCAAGUCACGGUACAAACGGAAGUGAGUUUCGAGUGUUGUUUCACUCCCCAAUACAUAUCGGAGGACUUGGAUUGCCUUCCAUGAUAUGAUGCCCACUAAUUAUAUGCCAGUUCGAUGAGUUAAAUCCACCCCCUCCACAAGAUAUAGAAAUGAAGUUUUGUUUACGAUUUGGUUAAAACCACAAGCCUUUUUUUUGUGAUCCUCAACACCUGAUAAUUAUUUUCUUGUAAUCUUAUUAACAUCUAUGUUGUUACUGGAACUUUAUAACUUAUUUUAACGUUGGAUCUUGGUUCAUUUAU